CGGCGAUCGAUUUCGUUGUUUACAAAAUAGCGCCGCGCCACGAGAUCCUCGCGUGCAACAAAAACACUCAUCUUCUCUACACUCAAAUACGCCAAAGUCCACGCAGCUCCAGACUUGCUUCUUUCCCUGCACGUCUUUCGGAUUCUAGAGGGAGAGGACGACUCGCUGCACAUAAAUCAGAGCGAAUCUUCCGCGUGAUACACAGUCGAAUAGAGAAGAGAGAGAAACGAUUCAUAUUGUUCACCAUGGCCUUCCUCGCCCGUCUACGCACCGACAUUAUGUCGCUUUACAAAGGCUCUCCGCACCCCGAUAUCAUUCUGUCUGAAGAGGGACCUACCGACCUCACGAACGUUACCGUUCAUCUCCUCGGCCCCGCAUCGACGCCGUACUCUGAAGGCGCGUGGAAAGUGCGACUAGUCAUCCCGACCGACUACCCAAACAGUCCGCCAAAGGCGUACUUCGACACGAAGAUCUUCCAUCCGAAUGUGCAGCCUAGCUCUGGAGAGGUCUGCGUCGAUACUUUGAAGAGAGACUGGAGCUCGCAGGUCGAUCUGCGUCAUGUUUUACUAGUUAUCAGAUGUCUACUCAUCGAGCCCAACCCGGAGUCUGCGCUAAACGAAGAAGCCGGAAAACUUCUACUAGAGAACUUCAAGGAUUACGAGCGCAUGGCCCGUCUGAUGACCACAGUUCACGCGUUAAAGCGCUCCUCGUUCGUCACACCUGUGACUGCUUCAACCGCCGACUCUUCUUCUUCUUCCACCGACGGAACUAUCUCAGGUAAUGCUGCUGAUAGCAGUAGUACGAAAAUCUACUCUGAUGCCGAACAGGCGUCGCAGCAGCUAUCGGUCGACAAGAACGUUCUACGACCGCUCGAGCAUACACAGCGAGGUGCGCCGGGAUCGCCUGUGAAGAGCACAAAGCCAAAGAAGAAAGUCGGUAUGAAGCGGUUGUAGAUACCGACCAAAAUCUCUGCUUUGGUUCAUUUAUAGUCACUGUUGGCUAUCGAUCACCGUCUUCUAUACUUUUCUUAUUUUUGAAUACUCUUGUCCCGGCUGAAGAAAAAGACAGACCAGAGAUGACAUCCGGAAGACGACCUUUAUUGUACCGGAUAUGGUCUGCAUGAUUGCAGACAGAACUUUACGUUGUUCAGCCAGGCUGCUUUUACUUCUGUACUAUAAUUCUAAUAAUUAAUCUUUUUCCAAAU
Myxozyma melibiosi is the source of this 1204-nucleotide messenger RNA. RefSeq names its product ubiquitin-conjugating enzyme. The record is from RefSeq and is a predicted model, not a curated record. The transcript has 2 exons. The coding region runs from base 246 to 953 and encodes 235 amino acids. Lineage: Eukaryota; Fungi; Ascomycota; Lipomycetes; Lipomycetales; Lipomycetaceae.